Messenger RNA from Penaeus indicus, 570 nucleotides. RefSeq names its product fasciclin-2-like. Bases 1 to 570 code for a protein of 189 amino acids. Lineage: Eukaryota; Metazoa; Arthropoda; Malacostraca; Decapoda; Penaeidae. The transcript has 6 exons. The record is from RefSeq and is a predicted model, not a curated record.
AUGGUUGCGCACCCGUAUGGCAUGAGUGGUUGCGCCACGGGGACAUCUAUCUCGGGAACAGCGUGCCAGAGGUCAGUGCCGAGUGUGUGCGUCCUGCGGUCUGCCGAAGUCCUUGCGGAGUACGAGGUAGUUAAACAGCUGGACCAGAGCGCCUUCGCCAUGACGGGACUACGCGUCGCCCUGCUCGCUCUGGCGUUAUUACAUGUAAGCGUGGCCCAGGAGCCGACCCUCCAGGUGCUGCCGUCCAACAUCCUGAAGCCCCUGGGCGACAAAGCCUACGUGUCCUGCAGCGCCGUCGUCGACAACCCGGAGCUGGUGACGGAGAUGCAUUGGUCCGGACCCAACGGCCAGGAGAUACCCAACGCCGAGGGCACGAUCAUCGCCCUGGAGAGCAUCGAGGGCUCCGGCAAGCUCGACCUCAUGAUCCAGAACCUGCGGGAGGAGGACUCGGGCGAGUACGAGUGCACCGCUGUCUACGCCGGCAACCAGAAGCUGUCGGUGAAGCUCAUGGUGGACUUCUUCGGUAAGGCGGCGGGGCGCGUCCUCGUCAUGGUAUUUUUUUCCAGUUGA